UGGCAGGGAGCUCCCUGGGAACUGCAGUUGCUCACAAGGAUCCCUUAGCGUUCAGGGAAGACAGUGUAUGAGGCGUUUUCCUUCUUCUUUCAAAGCCACUGCUCUGAAAAAUGGGCCUGAGCUCUUCCAAGGCACAUCCCAAGGUGACAAAAGUUGCACCGAUGCACACUAGGGAGAACCUUCCUGCUCUCGCCACCCCAUACCGGCUCCCCUGCAUGCCAGGAGAGCUCAGCCUGCACCCGCCAGCUGCAAUGGAGCGGAGAAAACCUACAUUUCACCAGCAACUUCCACCUCUCCGGGAUACUUGGUAUGGGAGAGCUUCUGCAGGGCCCCUUUCUUUCAACACCAUACCAGAAGGAGGAGAAACCAGCAUCAUUAAACAACAUCCACCUCAAAGACCUCAAAGGCUUGAACCUAUUGGCCUUCCACAAGCAAUUGCUCCUGCGAAGCCCUGGAGUCAGCAAGAAGUGGCUGCAAGCCCAAAAAAGAAGGCUCUCGAGAAGAGGGGGCAGAGCCCAAGACACCUCCCUGGCAGGCGGCAGCACUUGCACAAACUGCAGAUGCUGGACUUGACCCGCAGGCGCCAAGAGGCAGAGCUGAAGCGAAAUCUCCACAGGGAGGCAAGAAUCAAUAAACAAAAAAUCAAGGAAUUCAGCCCGAAGAAAGUCCUUGACAUUCUCCAGCCAGGCAAUGGCAUUGAACAUCGAGACCUCAUCCCUGCUGAGCACAAUCAGUGUUUUCAUGGAGGUGACCGUGGAGACACAAGGAGUGGAGGACCCUCCAGUCAACAUGAUGGGGCUGAACUCUCUCUGAGUGGAAGCAGGAAGGUUGGCCUGUGGUUCUGCAGGAAGCCACGGACAAGGGAUCUCUUCUGGGACACCUCCAGCACAGGCUCUGAGGAAUGGGAAAGAGAAGAGAAGAUUGACCGCAAACCUACGCUUGUGAGAACGAAGACAGAGAGAGUUUCUCUCUUUGAUGACUUCUUUGAUAAGGAUUUCUACUAGCAUGGCUUGGAAGGAGAGGGAGUGCUGAAGUAAGAAGCCACAGCUCCGGGAGGCUGAACCCCCAGAGAUGGAUGGACGGAGGGUGGACACAUGAUGUUUGUAGUAAGUGGCAUUUCUAGGAGUAAAGGCUGCUGGAAAGGCCAUCUGGAAAUGAGGAGAUGACUGAUGAGGAGUGAAUGACUGAUGUGGAAUGAAUAACGACUGUUUGGAUUAUGUGGCUGAAUCAAAAUAUCUGGGUAAAAUAAUAGCUUGGUUUGAGCAACAAUGAAGUAGGGAUAGAGGGAGAAGGAGGAAACUGGCAAAAAAACCAAGCAGAAGCUGGAAAAUAUUCUGGAUUAACACCAAAUAUUAAGUUCCAGCUGAAAAGAAUUUUUUUGCUUGUCUUUGGGUUACUCAACCUUUCUGUUUAACUUGGUUUUAAUCUUAUAUAUUUUUCUAAACCACAAAAACCCCAGUUCAAAAUGCAGGGUAAAAUGAUUCAUUUAGGAAAUCUUUAAAAUAAAUAUUCUGGCAUUUCUAAAAUUCCUUUCUGACUUUUUUUUUUUUUUUUUUAAACUUCCUCUCCUCCCCUGCCCUGGACACCGAAAUACGUAGACUUUCUUCAGCACUAACCUCCAGUUUUCCAGUUAAUCCUCUAAAAAGCUGGCUUUUGUUCACUUGCCUCUGGUGUUCAGGGUUCCGUGCCGCACAGUGAGGAGUGGAAACUGAGGGAUCUCCAGCAUCUCCUGCAGAUACGUAUCCUGGUGGUGCCGUGUGCCGGUCGAGGCUGCUGCAUCCACCAGGAAUUUGAUCAGACUGCCCUGUUGCAACCUGACAUUUCCAAGCAUAUUGAAGAAGAGAGCUAUAUGAAAAGAGCCAGAUUCAUCAGAGAGAUAAAUGCAGUUCCCGGUUUUCCUAAACUGUAUUUUUUUUCAUGAAAUCAUGCAUAUUUCCUUAUGAAAUUGUUUGUUAUCUGAGAGAGAGAACUUCACACAGUUCUCCUGGUUAUCUUUGUAAGUCUGUAAAGGUCACUGCAGUAAAAGUGCAUCAGCGUUGUGGAACGCAGUAAGUGAUUCAAGUAUAUAUAUAAAAUUAUUUCCUGGGAUUUCAGUUGUACAUCUUACAGUGUGACAAACUGAAUAUGGAGGGCACCAGUGCUACGCAUGGGAGGGGAAGAGAGUCCACCACCAGCCGUGGCCCUGAGAAGAAGACCUGACCAAUUCCCUGCAUCGAUUCUACCUCUGUUUGAAGUCGCAGAGCUGACGAAGGACAUUAACUCUUCCUUGUACCUCCUGCUUGACUCCUUGGUUUACUUUCCACUUGGUAUCUCUAAGACCUACACAAAGGUAAGACAUCUUCAAAUCAGCUCAGUGGCACAGCAGUAAAAAAUAUGGUUAUCAUCACAGUGACUUUAAUUUCCUUCAGAAGGAAUUCUUAUCUUCUUAGUUUUCAAGCCAGGACAUCCAGAACAACUAGAUUUGGAGUCAGUUCUCAAUUACCCAGGGCGGUGGCAGGGCUUGGGUAGCUCAGGACAGAUGAAGCAUGUCCUGCAUCGCUAUCUGGAACCUGCAGCACCUCCCACAAAGCUGUUUCGGAUGUGUCUGUGCUGCAUCCUCUGCUUCCUGGAUUACAUAGCCAGAAAAAGAGCAGGAGACACAUUUUUACACAUAUUCAGUGGAAUUAGACACCCAUGGCUGACUCAGUUUAAAUGGUAUUUUGCUAUUUGUCUCUCUCAGGCUUUAUUAAAAAUCCCAGGCAAAACAGGAGCUGGAAAAAACACAGCCAAAGCUCAAAAUCAAAGCUGGAGCCUUCAGCACAGCUGCCCAGAACUGAGCUUCUCUGUCCUGCUUUCACCUUUCUCUCUUUUUCGCCAUUCCUAAAUGCGUAGCCCAUGGCAGCGCGUCUACACGCUUCACAGAGAAAAGUCCUCUUUGGAGAAAGGCCACACGCCAGGCGUGAUUUUAAUAAAAAGCCAAGAACGCAAACCACAACACAGAGAAGGAGGAAGAAGAGACUGAUUUUCAUGAGAAAGAAGAACUACUUGUGGGUAACGUGUCUGGAAUCUGUGUGCUUUAAAGACAGGCAAAUUUUGCAGAUAAACACGGUCAUCAUGUGUGAGCUGGAAAUAUCGUGAGAGCUUUGAAUUUGAUGCUGAGGUUGUGCUGAAAAGGUCAAUGAUUUAAUGGGCUGGAACAAUUAAUCUGGCACUUGUCUAUACACCUGUCCGCCUAAUGAUGUGACACAUCUCCCUUCUGUGUUCCCAUCUGUCAACAAUUAAACUAUAAUUGGUAGAAAUGCAAUUUAUCUCAGAUAGAGCUGAUUAGUUUUCCAAUAAUCAUGUUGCCAGCAUUGGGGAAGAGUGCUGCCCACGGAGAAAAGCGUGUGGACCAGUCGAUCCAUAUCACAGACUGUGCGAAGAAGAGACUCUGAGCAUUAAUUUAUCAACUCACAGUGUGCAAAAUUUGUUCUUACGGAGGCGAUAAAAUCAGCAAACCUGCUUCCUACUUCUGGUGCUCAAAAUUGCUCGACUGUGCUGCUCUUGAUUGUAUUAAUUCAUCAUAACCUGUAGAGAAGCAGACAGCAACUCAUCUUCUUCUCAUGUUUUCUAACAUCCUUUCAGAGUCUGGAAAUGAAAUGUUUUCUUUGUUACUAAAUGUGAAACCUAGACUUUUCUAUAAAUUAUAGAAGAUGGGAAAAAAAAAAAAAAGCAACCCACAACGUGUAUGCUGCAACGCAGCAAGGAAGGUUUUACAAAGAUGUUUUUCUCUGAAGAGCUCCCGAAUCCAAAUGCUCGCUAUUAGCUCAUAGUUUGAAGGCUGAGUCAUCGCAGUCAACUACGAAGAGGAUGAAACUUGCCACUCAACACAACUGAGCACACAAGGCUUCAGUCCAAGUCACGCAGCACAGAAACCAGUGCCUGUGUUUUAGCAAAGCCGCUCGCCUUGACCCUGGUGUGCAUCCUGACUGGCAGGCGCUCAUCCCGGAUGAGUUUUAAAGGAUAAUGAGAAAACUUGUGUGGGGUUUGAUUUUGACGAUAUGGAACAAGGCAUAGUCAGAGGAGGAAGACCCAAGAGGGAAGGUUUCAGAGCAAAGGAAUGGGAUUUGUCUGACCUAGUUCCAACAAUCGAAGGGCUGUGAAGCUGAUAUAAAACAAUCACCUACUCUCUUUAUAGCUGAGAGCACAAAAGGAGAAGUAAGGGGCAUCCCCAGAGGGUGACGUUUCCCUAAUCCAUCCUGGGAUGGUGUUGGUUAACUGCUACCUUAAAAGGUGUUUCUGUAUAUCACUCAGCCACCCAGCUUUGAAGCAAGGCUGGACCCAUCCUACAGGUUAAACUUGUCUCCACAUAGAUUCACAGUCUCAUAGAAUAGUUUGGGUUGGAAGGGACCUUAAAGCCCACCCAAUUCCAACACCCCUGCCAUGGGCAGGGACAACUCCCACUGGAUCAGGUUGCUCAAAGCCUCAUCCAAGCAAGUUUUGAACAUCUCCAGGGAUGGGGCAGCCACCACUUCUCUGGGCUGGUCAUGGAUAGGAGCUGUGCUGAGGCAGGGGCUGCUCAGACCAGGCGCAGCACCUUCAGAGAAUUCAUGUUUUCACCCAUACAACAAAGAAUGGAGAUUUUAUACAGUUAAUGAUGUGACUACCGGUACCAGCAAAUGGCAAAGCCCUGAAGAAAGGGGAGAUGUCGAUCAGAUAAAUUCCUGCCCCAAAGCACAUGGUGAAAUGGUUAUAGGAUGAUUUUGGUGGUGGUAUGAACACGGUCAGAGCAAUCCAAGUUCCUCCAGCCCAGGAUUAGCUGAACCAGUUUUGCUGAAAUGUUAAAAUAAAAUCAGAAGGCUCAGCCUGAAGCAGACAAUUGGGGAAAGCCAGCACCAGCGGUUAACGUCUGGCAAAGUCACUAGGAAUUAAACAUACAGCCUAUAAGAGGAAAUGCCGAUGAACCUUACCUCUCUAUCUACAAAAGCAGGAAGGUAUUUAAGAGACCUUGCAGCAAGGGUUGCUGUAAUAUCUUUGUUAUUGUUUCUGAGCAGAAUAAUUAUCUACUUGCACUUAUUAAAAAGAAGUAUUAGGUAAACAGAGUUAAACAAAGCCACGAUGUUACAGGAUUUCAUCGAGUAGUUCCUGGGCUCUGCCCUACCUGAUGCUCAGAGUGUUUGACCUCCUCAGGAAAGCAAGUUUUCAGCAUCAUGCAAUGCCCUCCUUUCUCCAACACAGGCACACAUUCAAAAGCAGAACAAACGCCAUCAUCAAAGGUAGUGGGAUGUAUUCACUAACCUUAUUACAGCCUUCAUCUGCCCUGCCUCACUGGAAGGUGUGUGACAAGCAACUGGGAUUGCUUCAAUCUGCUUACACAAAGCCACGAGAGAAAAGCACCCAAGAGCAUUGACUUGAGCAGCUCUGUUUCAGGCUGUACAUGGAGAUUAAAGUAUUACCACCAGCUUGAAAAAUAUCAUCCUUGGCACUUUUUUGUUUGCCUAACUAGGUAUCCUCGGACUGUGUUGUGAUAGCACAGCCCUAAAUCUGCUGUUUUCCAAUGCUGGAAACAAUAAUUAAGUAUUUUCCAUCUUUCUUUGUAUAAUUCCUGAGCAAAGUAAAGAGAUGGCACAAGGGUCCCCUAAUGAAUUAAGAGUAGGGAAGCAGCUCCAGUUUCUUUUCUGAGCCUCUUUGCCUGCUCCAGACAUGGGAUGUUGCCCUUUCUGGGAUGUCCCCUCACUCCCAGGAGUGUUGGUACAGGGACCUCUGGCAACACAAUGUGCCUCCACUGACGGAACAGAGCUGCCCACACACACCUCCUGUUCUUGCAGGAGUAGGAAAAAUGUUUAUUUCUUGCUUGGCACAAGGGUUGUAGCUUUUUGCCACCUACUGACAUGUUGUGGGAAUGGCUCAUGCCGUGAAUUCCUGCAGAAAGUCUUAAUUGUGCACUGGGUCUGGGUGACAGUGGAUCCAGCAUCAGCUGAGCAGUCCACAAAAAUGAAAGUAAAGAGUAUAUGCAGCACUUGCCACUCUGACAGGAGAGCAACAUGUAUUUGAUUGGCUGCUCCUUGCUAUAAUUCCCUCCUUGCCCUAUGCCUUGAGCACUUGCUUCAUUCUGCCGGUGAGUGAGAACAUGGGAGAAAUCAUGCAUCUUACUUUCAAAACAAAGCCUUGGCUUCUUCCUCUUCUAUCUUUCCCCCAGUUCAUCUGUUUUUCCCCACUUCACUUCCCCCUAAAGUGUCUGCCUGGCUUUGGCCCUCACCCAAGGACCUUCCUUCUUCCUUAGCUCCACUGAGGGCUCCUGAUCAGAGGACAGAAGGUCUCUGCAGGACCCCGUGCACUGCUUAAGCUUCAUUUAAAUCCUGUUUUGGUGGCUUAAGCAAUGCACAAAACAGUACUAAUUCAUUGCUCAGAGUGGACUUCACCCUGCGUGAGGGCACCAGACAUAUGUCUGCGUGUCCUGCUUAAGAUGAUGAAUGAGGUGUCUUCUCUGCAGCAGCAGUUUUAACACGGCUCUCAUAACCUCCUAGACUUUCAGAGAAGCUCAGCUAAGGAAUCCUUCACCUUCUCAGAACUUCUCUCAUUUUGGUCUGUGUGGCUUUCUUCUCCCUCACUCUCACUGCAGAGUGCUUUGCUGACCUACACUCGAAGUGAUGGUGUAGAGCAGAAACCUGUUAUACUGCUGAUCCAGCCUUGAAUUUCCUUGUUCCUCCUAAGUCAUCCUGAGACAAUGCAGAUGCCUGUGCUGGCAUUACCUGGUGGCCCAGGCAGAACGCAACCCAUUUAAUCAAACCAGGUUUUAUGCAGCAUGUGAGUCAACAUCCCAAAUUACUUUAUUAGCUUGGUAUUAAAUUAAAAUGCUAGGUAACCACUGUUCUAGGAGGAAAGAGGAGCAAGAAAGCGUCUGUUUUGCAGUCACCCCUUGGAGAAACCACUUUUCAUUAAAUGUGGAGGUGGUGAGGCCCUGGCCCAGGUUGCCCAGAGAAGUCUUGGCUGCCCCAUCCCUGGAGGUGUUCAAGGCCAGGUUGGAUGGGGCUUGAAGCAACCUGAUCCCGUAGGAGGUGUCCCUGUCUAUGGCAGGGGAACAUGGAACUGGAUGGGCUUUAAGGUCCCUUCCAACCCAAACCAUUCUAUAAUUCUGGUUGUGAUAUGAUCAAGGUCUUGCCCCUCGCUGGUAGCCACUUGGUCUCAGUCACAAACACCACCCAAAAGCAAUCAGUGUGGUUCACAACUUACUGCUGCGCUGAAAAUGAAAAAGCUGAGCUUAAAAUCCAGGCAGUCCUUCUGUUUAACACACAAAUCACUUCCUUCAGUUUAGCUGAGCUGACCUAAAAAUACAGCUUUUUGCCACACAAAGCCUCCCUUGUGAGCCUUGCUGCAGUCGAUUUUUCUUACAGGGCUUCUCUGUCUUGAAAAAAAAGUUACUGAAACUUCAUUUCCAUAUAUUGCACUAAAUGGUUACUGAGUCCAUUAACGCUUCGGUGUGAUGGGGGUUGAUAAAAUAACAUGCUUAGAGCUUUCACGUCAGGCGGAGUAUUAGCAUACAGUGCUGAUGUGGGUCUGGAUGUCUUUCCAAACUUGAAUUUUGAGCAAAAUUUAUUUUGUUAAAAAUGCAUCUAUAUCUUGGCAAAAAAAUAUUUUAAAAAAUUUGCACUUUUCCCUGAGAACUUCAAAAAAAAAAAGCAAAAUAAGCUUAAGAGUAAGGCUUUCAUUUGGGGUUUGUCUCUGGUUUUGAUUUAUUGAAAUCCCUGUUUUCAGCCACAACAAGUUAUUGUCGCUAUUUUUGCAAAGCUGAUUUGUAACAAUGAUCUGGCUAGAUGUAGCUAAAAAUAGUCACAAGAAAAUGUGGAACAAAGUAUUGUGCUCAAGCUAGAGCCAAAAAAAUCUAGGAUCUUCAAUCUUUAAAACCAGUUUUUGCAGCAACCCUUGCUUUCCACCUCUAUUUUGAAUUUUCUCAUUCCCAAGGCUCUCCGGGUCCACUUCGCUGCUGUGAGCAGAAGGGCUGGAAAUGGCCAUAAAGCAAAAAAUAUUAAAAUCCUCCUGCAGACCCUAAAUCUUUUUUUGCUGAAGGAUUACCUGCUAAAACCAAAUUGCCCAGUCCCCCUUUGAAGCCAAGGAUGAGGAGCUGGGAGCAGCUCAACGCUGCUCUGGAUUUUGCUAACCACUUCCUUCAUCCUUUGGGCACGUUGAGUUGCUCUGCCCUCGUUUACUUUUUCUUUCUCCUCCCUCCCGUCUUUCAAAAGAAGAUGAUACUUAAUGAACAACCUGCAGGGAUCUUGCGCAGCUCUGUUAACGUUCGGAAAUUGCUUUGAAAGCAGCCAGCUUUGUGCAGUUUCUAAGGAUGAGGGGCUCCUCCCUUUCUGACUCUGUUGCACCCACACACCGCUCUGGGGGUUGAAAGUGGAUGAUCUUGAAGGCCCCUUCCAACCCAACCCAAUCCAUGAUUCUACGACUAUACUUUUGGUCCCAGGAGCGCACUUCUACCUCCCCACAGUGGGGUCUGGUCCUGCCUGGACGUUUGCAGCACCUCAUACCACAGCACCGACUCUUGCAUUGUAACAAGUGGAGCGCUUUUUCCACACUUAGGGAACCAGAUUGCUCAUUGAUACCUAAUAUACAAGGAUUGCUUCGGACAGAGAUGAAAGAAGCUAUCACUUAGAGGAAGAGCGUGAUGAGGAGGUAAAGCCGCUGUGUUUUGUUGGAGACCCGGACAGCUGCUGUUCAAAACUUAGGGUAUACGGGGCUGUAGGCACCCCCAGCUUCUCUUUCACCAGCCAGUUGCUCAGUGCUCCGACUAUUUUCUAAGCUCUGCUCUAUUUUCUUCCUUUCCACCUUCCUGUAACACAAGCUUCUGUCUGAGCUCCUUGUCCUUGGUGCAGCCAAUGUGAGGUUUUCCUCUCUCACAGCUUAGGAUGGCUGAGAAAACAGCCGGGCACCCAAAUAUGCAGUUAGGCAAAGGAAAGGGGCUCUGCAGGACUCGGAAACACUUCAGUCUCUUUGGGCUUUUCCUCCAAGACAGUGAUGCUGAGAUAGUUUUAUUAGUUCCCUUCUCACAAUUUCCAUCACUCUUAAAGACCUC
This is a messenger RNA of Cuculus canorus (common cuckoo), 9034 nucleotides long. RefSeq names its product coiled-coil domain containing 198 (gene CCDC198). The record is from RefSeq and is a predicted model, not a curated record. The transcript has 6 exons. Bases 111 to 1004 code for a protein of 297 amino acids. NCBI's taxonomy places the organism in Eukaryota, Metazoa, Chordata, Aves, Cuculiformes, Cuculidae.